Rubroshorea leprosula is the source of this 3534-nucleotide messenger RNA. Lineage: Eukaryota; Viridiplantae; Streptophyta; Magnoliopsida; Malvales; Dipterocarpaceae. The record is from the annotation of a GenBank genome assembly.
AAGAGGGGAGAGGAAAUUGGGGGAAAAAGAGGGAUUCGAAGAUUGGGAGAAGAAGGGCAAAUCUGAGGCUUGUAACCAAAACUUCAAGAAAAUAAAGUUUGAGUUUUCCUAUUUCCUUCAAGUGUGCAUUGUUAAUUUAUUUUUUAUUUAUUUAUAGAUUUUUUUUUUUUUUUUUUUUUCUUUUUUUUUUUUUUUUUUUCUUCCUUUCUUUGUUAUCAGUAAAUGUUUUCUUUCAUGGUUUGCCUGCGGUAAGUGUUUAUGGGUUGUGGCCUGGCCGUAAAUUUGAUUUCAUUUGUUUCCCCUCUCACAUUAGUUUGUUUCCUGUGAUGCAAAAUAAUCGCUUGCAAUUUUUUUUUAGUCUUUGGAAAAUAUCAACUUUUGUGUUUUUUCGUUUAUGACGUUUUUCUGUGAUGGUUCAGAGAUGCAUUAGAUAGAGAAAAAAAAAAGGUGUUGAAAGAUUGGUCCUAAAAAGAAUUAUCCAAGAGUUCGUUCACCUAUUCUCACUAGAGCUCUUGCAAGGAAGAUGGUUGACGAAGCUAAUUUAGAAAAGGUUCCGGUGGCAAAUCUCCUUGUGGCCACAUCUGUUUUAACUCUUGGGAAGGAGCCUAUGUCAUCUUGCCCUCUUGAUCCAACUAUUGGGGGAACUUUUGGGACAAAACCAUUUGUUCUAAAUGCUGGUGUUGCUACAGUUCAGUCUAAUGAUCAAGAAGAGACUCAAGUUGUCAAGUCAAUUACAGAGGGUGAAGACAAGGUAAUUAAAGCGAAGGUGCAGCUGAUGGAGGAAACACUAAAAUUGAUGCAAGGUGUCCAAACCAAUAAACCGGUUGACAUCUCAUCUUUGUGCUUUUUCCCAAACAUUCAACUGCCCUAUAAGUUUAAAUUGCCUGAGUUUGAUAAGUACAAUGGCACUGGUUGUCCUUAUGCCCACUUGACGAUGUAUUGUAGGAAGAUGGCUCCUUAUGCUAAUGAUGAGAAGCUAAUGAUACAUUACUUUCAGGACAGUCUGACAGGUCCUGCAGAUGCUUGGUUCUCUACUUUAGACAAAAGUAAAGUCAAAAGUUGGUAUGAUUUGACUUACAAUUUUAUGAAGCAGUAUGAAUACAAUACAUCACUAGCUCCUAGUAGAGAAGAUCUUCAAAGAACAGAGAAGAAAUCGAGUGAGAGCUUUAAGGAAUUUGCUCAAAGAUGGUGUGGAUUGGCUGCUCGGGUUCAACCUCCACUGACAGAUCAUGAAUUAAGUAAUUUAUUCAUCAAGUCAACCAAAGGGUCUUAUCGUGAGAAGUUAAUAACUUGUGUGAAUUACACUUUCACUCAAUUGGUUAUCGUGGGAGAGGAAGUGGAAGAUGGAAUCAAGUCAAGGAUUAUUAUUGAUUAUCAAGCAAUGAAGAGUAUCCUUGAACAAUACCAAAAUGAUAGUUUAGGGGUUUCUAGUUCAAAGAAAGUGGGCCAAAAUCAAAAGAAGGAGAAUGAGAAUAGCACUAUAAGUUUAGUUUAUGAGGCGUAUAAUCAGUCACGGGGGCAGUUCAACAAUCGGUUCCAAGCUCCAACUUAUCAAUCAACGGCUUUCACAAGUCAAUCAAGGCCCAUUUAUGCCUCUGGGUCAAGGCCCAUUUAUGCCUCUGGGACAAGUCGUCCACAACAAGAGAAAAAGAGACGUUAUUUUGAUAAACUGCCAACGUCAUAUACUGAAGUGUUUCGACAGUUGAUAACAGCUAGGCUUGUUACCCCUGUACCUAUGGUGCCAUUAAAUCCACCAUUUCCAAUAUGGUAUAACCCACAAGCAAGAUGUGAAUACCAUAGUGGAGGUGUUGGGCAUGACCUUGAAAAUUGUCUUGCUUUGAAGCACCGUGUUCAAGAUCUAAUAGAUGCAAAGGAGUUACAAAUUACAUCAGAACCUGAGGUUGUUGGUCCAAAUGUCACUAAAAACCCUUUACCCACACAUGAUGGUCCAACAGUUAAUAUGAUCAAGAAAGACUCCGAUAAAGGUCAUGAGGUGACUACAUCAGCAAAUAAUGAUGAUUUGAGCACUUUUUUUGAGAAGUUGAGCAUAUGUGUCAUUGAUGAAGCAAAGGGUGAUGACAAGCUUAUUCUGCCUACUCAUGGUGAAGCUUUGAACAACAAGACAGUAGAGAUUCUUCCUGUUCCUAUCAUUAAAUCGUUUGCUGAUAAUAAAUCCACAAAUAGUGAUAUCAUUCUUGAACUUAGACAUAGUUUUGAUGAACUGAUUUAUUCUAUGGAAGAUGAUGAAGAAUUAGAACCUUUUCUUGAAUUGACUGACAUGUUGAGAGAAGAAGAACCUAAAUUCCAGCCUAAUCAAAAUGGCUACAACAUAAAAUGGGGAGGUCAGGCCUCGAAGGUUUCAAGAAACAGAUGUUGUUGUGAAGGAAAAGAUGAAGGUUUGAAGAAAAUUUUGCCUAAUGAGAAGGAUCCAAGGGGAAAUUUUGCUCCAAAUUACAACAGUCUUUACAUCAUAAAGACCGCAUCUAAGGAAAAAGAGGAGAUGAAGACCGCAUCUCACAAAGGAGAAGAUGAAGACCACAUCUUAGAAGUAACAUCUUAGAUGAAGACUGCAUCUGAGGAAGAAUAAAAGAUGAAGACUGCAUCUGAGGAAGAAUAAAAGAUGAAGACCGCAUCUUGCAAAAGAUAGAAUGAAGACCACAAGGUUUCACUUAUAAAUUGUUUUCAAAGCUUAAAAAUUGGGUUAUUCUUUUAUUCUUUACUUUUCUUUUUGUAAAAAGAAAAGUAAAGAGGGGGCAACUGUCAUAACCCAAUUUUUACUGAGGGGCUAAAUGCUAAAAUCAAAAAUCAAUGGACUAUUUUUGUAAAGUUGGAAACUUGAAGGGGUUAAGAUCUCUCUGUACCGCACCCCUUCUCUCAUCAACUCCAGCAUGCUGCCAAGAAGAUUUUCUUUGAAGAUAAGCUCAACCAAUUGAAGGAUUUGGAUAAAGAUGGACAAACCAUAAGUCAUCAACUCCAAGGAGUCCGAAAUUGAUUAAAGGUGGGAGUCCUAAUUCAUAGAAGGUAUGAAUCUAGACUAGAAAAGGGGUAGAUGUGGGAAAAACUAAGAAAUCCAAUUUCAAAUAGGAUUGAGUUGUUAUCUUAGGAUUGAGAUUUGAGUAUUAGAAGCACAUUAGGAUUGGGUUUUUCCUUUGGUCUAUAAAAAGGGGGGCCCUUCGGCUUCUAAGAGGGGAGAGGAAAUUGGGGGAAAAAGAGGGAUUCGAAGAUUGAGAGAAGAAGGGCAAAUCUGAGGCUUGUAACCAGAACUUCAAGAAAAUAAAGUUUGAGUUUUCCUAUUUCCUUUAGGUGUGCAUUGUUAAUUUAUUUUUUAUUUAUUUAUAGAUUUUUUUUUUUGUGUUUCUGUCAUGUUCUGUUUUUUUUUUUCUUCCUUUCUUUGUUAUCAGUAAAUGUUUUCUUUCAUGGUUUGCCUGCGGUAAGUGUUUAUGGGUUGUGGCCUGGCCGUAAAUUUGAUUUCAUUUGUUUCCCCUCUCACAUUAGUUUGUUUCCUGUGAUGCAAAAUAAUCACUUGCAAUUUUU